ACAGAGGGCUGCAGCCAUCUCUGCCCACAGUCUCUCCAUUGUGACUCAAAUGAAAAUACAGGCCUCGUUCUGCUACAAAAUGCAAAGCUGAGGCCAAGUUCGCCUCUUUAAAAAUUGAGAAAGAUUGUGACCGAAAGCAAAUGCGACAAGCCUCCUCUGAAAGUAGCCCUGCCAUCUGAAGCAUGAAAUAAAUCUCAUAAUAUCAGUGGAGCAUCAGCCGGUACUCCUGGGUCAGGAGCUGGUACGGAGGUGGAAAGUGUUUACUAAGUGACCCCGCCAGAAUACCAGGCUCCUGUUCCUCUGGGAUGGAAAACCAGACAGAACCGCAUAUGAUCUGCUGCAGAUGGACCACAACCAGCAGAUUCUGGCGGGAGAAGAAACAAACUACUUGGAGCUGGAGCUGGGCGAGCUGCUGCAGGAGUUCCAGGAUGUGGUGGAGGAGCUGAAGGCCCCCUCUCAAAGCAAACCUCACGCCUACCAGCGCGUCCUACAGGAGGCCAAAAGUCGCACGGGGCUGGCGGACGACAGCGGGGUCGAGGACUCGGACUACGGCAGCGAGGCUUCUUUGGGAAACAGUUUGAACACCAGCGAGGAGGAGCUUCACACAGCAGGCAUAACGCUGGCACCGAAAGCCAAGCUGGGAGACACACGGGAACUUGAGAGUUUUAUCGACAUGUUGGACCGGGAGCUUGCAGAGAUGUGAACACAGAGAGAAAGCGAGCCACGCAGAGCGGGGAGAAAUGGGCCGGGGGCGACAUGGCUGGCUACCGCCGAGCAGACAGGCAGAUCUACACCAGAGCAGAUCUGAGGGAGCAAACGCUCCCCUGGCUGCUCCAGGGGAAAAGGUUAACAUCAGAAAUUAAAAGGGCACUCCAUUCCAAAAUGCAAGAACACCCUCAGACCCCUGGCGGUGCCGCGUCCAGCCGGCAAGACGACGUCCCCGCAGCAACAGAUCCGAGAUGUGUGACAUAUUCCCAAAACUAGACAAAGCUUCCAUCUGUGCGGGCGUGAGAGAAAAUGCAGCCCAGAGUAUAGAAAGCAUGUUCGUGCCACAUUUAAAAUUCCCGUAAGUGCUAUGCCAGUAAAGGGCCCUAAAUCCUUGGUGCCAUUUUUUUUUUAAAGGAGGCCGUUACAAAUUACAGAUGGCACUUUAGUUUUAAAGUAAUUUAAAAUCCAAGGGGUUUAGAUCUGCUGUGUAAUAUCAAAUGUCAUUUUGUGCUGAUAUUUUUAAUGUACAGUUCCUGUUAAUAUUCAUUUUGUAUAUAUAAGCUGUUGUACAGAUGAAUGCACGUAUAAAUAAAGCUACCUUUUGAUGGAA
This is a messenger RNA of Epinephelus lanceolatus (giant grouper), 1318 nucleotides long. RefSeq names its product regulator of cell cycle RGCC. The record is from RefSeq and is a predicted model, not a curated record. NCBI's taxonomy places the organism in Eukaryota, Metazoa, Chordata, Actinopteri, Perciformes, Serranidae. Gene Ontology annotation, biological process: regulation of cell cycle.